Messenger RNA from Vicia faba (fava bean), 2400 nucleotides. The record is from the annotation of a GenBank genome assembly. Lineage: Eukaryota; Viridiplantae; Streptophyta; Magnoliopsida; Fabales; Fabaceae.
AUGCCGGAGAGUUUAGGGAAGUUGUCGAAUCUUGAAGAGCUUAUGUUGAGUAAUAACAACAUUUCUGGUUCGAUACCAGGUUCGAUUUCGAAUCUUACGAAUUUGAUUCAGUUGCAGUUGGAUACAAAUGAGAUAUCGGGUUUGAUUCCGGUUGAGAUUGGUAAGUUGACGAAGCUAACUGUUUUUUUCGCGUGGCAGAAUAGACUUGAAGGUAGAAUUCCGUCGGAGUUAGGAGAUUGUUUAAGCCUGGAGGCUUUGGAUUUGUCUUAUAAUGAACUCAGUGAUAGUUUACCUUCAAAUCUUUUUAAGCUUCGGAAUUUAACCAAGCUUUUGUUGAUUUCUAAUGAGAUCUCUGGCUCUAUUCCUCCUGAGAUUGGUAAUUGUAGUUCUCUCAUUCGACUCCGGCUCGUGGAUAACAGAAUCAAUGGUGAGAUACCGAGAGAGAUAGGUUUUCUUAGUAACCUUAGUUUCCUUGAUUUGUCUGGAAAUCGUCUUAGUGGUUCGGUACCGAUAGAGAUUGGAAAAUGUAGAGAGCUUCAAAUGUUGAAUCUAAGUAAUAACUCGCUUUCGGGUGAUUUGCAUAGUUAUUUGUCUUCUCUUACAAUGCUAGAGGUUUUGGAUGUUUCGAUGAAUAAUAUUUCUGGCGAGGUUCCAAUGAGUAUUGGGGAGUUAACUUCACUUCUUAGAGUUAUUUUGAGCAAAAACUCUUUCUCUGGAUCAAUUCCUUCAUCACUUGGGAAAUGUUCAGGUAUUCAACUUCUUGAUCUUAGCAAAAACAUGUUCUCGGGGAGCAUACCGCGCGAGUUGUUUCAAAUUGAAGCACUUGAUAUAGCUUUAAAUUUGAGUCAUAAUGCUUUAUCAGGAGUGAUCCCGGUUGAGAUAUCGGCUCUUAACAAGUUGUCUGUUUUAGACAUUUCGCAUAACAAUCUUGAAGGUGACUUGAUGGUGUUUUCAGGCCUUGAAAAUCUUGUUUCUUUGAACAUUUCGUAUAACAAGUUCACCGGUUAUUUACCAGAAAGCAAGUUGUUUCAUCAACUAGCAGCAACAGAUUUGGAUGGAAAUCAUGGUUUGUGUCCUAAUGGACAUGAUUCAUGUUUCAUUGGAAGUUCUGCAAUGACAAAGAUGUUAAAUGGCUCUAAUUCUAAGAGGUCGGAGAUGAUUAAAGUUGCGAUUGGAUUGCUCAGUUCUUUGGCCGUUGGAAUGGCAAUCUUUGGAGUUGUUACUGUCUUUCGAGCAAGGAGAAUGGUUCGAGACGACACAGAUUCCGAGAUGGGAGGAGGAGGAGGAGGUGAUUCAUGGCCUUGGCAGUUCACACCAUUCCAAAAGGUAAACUUUCGUGUGGACCAAAUUCUAAAAUGUUUAGUGGAAUCCAAUGUAAUUGGAAAAGGGUGUUCAGGGAUCGUUUAUCGCGCGGAAAUGGAAAACGGCGAUGUCAUUGCUGUCAAAAGGCUCUGGCCAACAACAACGGCAGCCACUGCUUCCGCAAGAUAUGAUCAUAGUCAAAGUGACAAGUUAGCUGUUAACGGAGGAAUUCGCGAUUCGUUUUCCGCCGAGGUUAAAACUCUUGGUUCGAUUCGCCACAAGAACAUUGUGAGGUUCUUAGGAUGCUGUUGGAAUAGAAACACAAGGUUGCUUAUGUAUGAUUACAUGCCAAAUGGGAGUCUUGGAGGCUUACUUCAUGAAACAAGUGGUAAUUGCUUGGAGUGGCACAUUAGAUUCAAGAUAAUACUAGGAGCUGCUCAAGGUUUGGCUUAUUUACACCAUGAUUGUGCUCCUCCCAUUGUUCACAGAGACAUUAAGGCCAACAACAUCCUCAUAGGACUUGAAUUUGAACCUUACAUAGCUGAUUUCGGACUUGCAAAACUCGUCGAUGAUGGAGAUUUCGCAAGAUCUUCUAGCACACUUGCCGGUUCUUAUGGUUACAUAGCUCCUGAGUACGGAUACAUGAUGAAGAUAACAGAGAAAAGUGAUGUAUACAGCUACGGCAUAGUUGUAUUAGAAGUACUAACAGGCAAACAACCGAUCGAUCCAACAAUACCAGACGGACUUCACAUUGUCGAUUGGGUUAGACAGAAAAGAGGACGAGUUGAAGUGCUCGACGAAAGCUUAACAACAAGGCCAGAAUCCGAAAUAGAAGAGAUGUUGCAGACUCUAGGUGUUGCUUUGCUAUGCGUAACCUCGAAUCCAGACGACAGACCAACGAUGAAAGACGUGGUAGCCAUGAUGAAAGAGAUUAAACAAGAGAGAGAUGAAUGUGUGAAAGUUUUUGAUCAACAUGAGAGUAAUCAUUCUAAUCAAGACUCAGUGCAAGGGAUGAAACAUUCAGGUUCAGCAACAAGUAGCAGUAACAUGAAUAUGAAUUUACAUUACUCUCCUCAUAUUUCUACAACACUAGAUUAA